AAGAGAGAGAGAGAGUGAGAUACAGAGAUACAGAGAUACAGAGAUACAGCGAGCCAGGAAGACAGGAAGAGACAGCAAGACAGAGAGAGACACACACACACACACACACAGAUAGACACACAGAGACGUAGACACAGGUCUGGGACACACUCCGCCGCUGUCUGUCUUUCAUACUGUACACAACAGUCGCUUUCCCCCGCAGCUUCCUCUUCACGAUAAUCCUCCUCGGGUCUUUUUUCUCUCCUGCCUCCUCUUCCUCUCCUGGCUGCGGGCGCAUGCUCACACUCAGAGACGGUGCAGUUUUCCGGAGCUCAGAGACACUGACCGUUUUUAAAGAUGACCACCUCGUGGAGUGACAGACUGCAGAAUUAUGCAGACUUGCCCGCCAACAUGGACAGGCUGUCGAUGAAGAAGUACAGGAGAGAGCCCUACCACAGGGUGUUUGUCAACAGAAGUUUGGCGAUGGAGAAGAUUAAGUGCUUUGGCUUUGACAUGGAUUACACUUUAGCAGUGUACAAGUCACCGGAGUACGAGUCCCUCGGCUUUGAGCUCACCGUGGAGCGCAUGGUCUCCAUCGGCUACCCCCAGGAGCUGCUCAGUUUUGUGUACGACCCAUCCUUUCCCACCAGGGGCCUUGUGUUUGAUACCAUGUAUGGAAACCUGUUGAAGGUAGAUGCCUAUGGUAAUAUCCUGGUCUGUUGCCACGGAUUCAACUUCCUCCGAGGGCCAGAGAUACGUGAACGGUACCCAAACAAGUUCAUCCAGAGAGAUGAUACCGAGCGCUUUUAUAUCCUUAACACACUCUUCAACCUGCCAGAGACCUACCUCUUUGCAUGCCUUGUGGACUUUUUCUCCAACUGUGACAGAUACACAAGCUGUGAAACCGGCUUCAAAGAUGGAGACCUCUUCAUGUCCUACAAGAGCAUGUUCCAGGACGUCCGCGACUCAGUUGACUGGAUCCACUUCAAGGGUACACUGAAGGAGAAGACAGUUGAGAACCUGGAGAAGUAUGUAGUGAGGGAUGGGAAGCUGCCUCUCCUCCUCAGCAGAAUGAAUGAGGUAGCCAAGGUUUUCUUGGCUACCAACAGUGACUUCAAAUACACUGAUAAAAUCAUGACCUACCUGUUUGACUUUCCUCAUGGUCCCAAGCCUGGUUCCACCCACCGACCGUGGAAGUCCUACUUUGAUCUGAUCCUGGUGGACGCCAGGAAGCCGCUGUUCUUCGGCGAGGGGACGGUGCUCAGACAAGUCGACACGACAACAGGGCGUCUGAAGAUAGGAACCUACACAGGACCUCUGCAGCAUGGGAUAGUCUACUCUGGAGGUUCGUCAGACAUCGUGUGCGACCUCCUGGGAGCCAAGGGGAAGGACAUCGUGUACAUCGGGGACCACAUCUUCGGAGACAUCCUGAAGUCCAAGAAGCGUCAAGGCUGGAGGACGUUCCUGGUCAUACCUGAGCUGGCCCAGGAACUGCACGUGUGGACCGACAAGAGCUUUGCAUCAGACUAUUUCCAAGUAUCGCAGUGCAACAGAAAAAGGACUCAGCAGGGACUUGACCUAGAACAGAAGCUGCAACGUCAGACCUUGUCUUUAUUUGAAGAACUGCAAGGCCUGGAAAUUUUCUUGGCUGAACUCUACAAACAUCUGGACAGCAGCAGCAACGAGAGGCCAGACAUCAGCACUCUUCAGGGAAGAGUCAAGAAAGUGACACACGACAUGGACAUGUGCUACGGCAUGAUGGGUAGCCUUUUCCGCAGUGGCUCCAGACAGACCCUGUUUGCCUCCCAAGUGAUGCGCUACGCCGACCUGUACGCCGCCUCCUUCAUCAAUCUGCUGUACUACCCCUUCAGCUACCUCUUCCGGGCCGCACAUGUACUGAUGCCCCAUGAGUCGACGGUGGAACACACCCACGUGGACAUGGACAUGGAGUCGCCGCUGGCCACGCGCAACCGCACCCACUGCAACGACUGCAAGGACAUGGAGUGCAAACGCAACCAGCUGACCCGCUCCUUCAGUGAGAUCAAACCUCCCAACCUCUUCCCCCAGACCCCCCAAGAGAUCACUCACUGCCACGAUGAAGAUGACGACGAGGAGGAGGAAGAGGAGGAGGAGGAGGAAGAGGAAGAAGAAGAGGAGGAGGAGGAGGAGGAGGAGGAGGAAGAGUAAUAAGGUGGACAUGGAGACGAGAGCCAUAAUCCUGCUCCUGCCUUCCAAUGUUUCCCAGUAGAGUCAGUUGAUCUCUCAGAGUGAGGCAGAGAGGAAACAUCUCCAGUAUGUAUGUGUGUGUCUACUGUAUCAGUACUGUACGCUCACACACAGACACAAACACACACACACACACACACACAUACUCUGAGAUUUGUGAGGAAAGUAUAAAGGACCAGUAGCGAGACAGAUUGUAUGAAGACUUUAUUCAUUCUAGGUCCUCAUAAUGCAACUUCAUUAUAAGAAAAGUAUAUUUGUUUUUGAUUUAAUCUCUGUAUCCUUUCCCCUACACACACACACACACACACACACACACACACACACACACAGACACACACGCACACGUAAAUCGCACAUAUUGUUUAUCAUUCUGUUUUAUAAGUUGACUUUUGAGACCUGCUGGUGGAGUAAACAGACGUUCACUUAAAUCCACCAGACACGGUCAAUAAUCUGUUGUUUUCAUUGCAACACACUGGCCUUGCAGUAUGCACGUUGUAAUCAAACAGAAAAAUAUUUUUUAUGCAACUUGGGAACAACAUUCAGUUUGUCGUGUUUUGCUUCAUUUUGACGAUUUUCUUCAUGAUAGAGGAGUGAUUUCUUCUAACUUGUAUGUCAGUGUGUGUCUGUGUGUGUGUGUGUAUCUGCCAAAGUAGACUCACUCAGACUGUAGCACCCUGAGUGACUGAACCUGAAGCACAGGCCAGCGUGAAGCCGUCAGACACGUGUGGUACGCAAGUGGCUGUCCAACUGAUAUUCUGUCACCUAGCAACCAUCAGAACAGAGUACUGUAACUGUAUCUAAUGCAGACAGUCUCUAUGACAACUUUGAGCUACAGCGAUGUGUCUGUAAAUAGCAUUGGGGGGGGGGGGGGGGUCUCUCCUUCAGCUCGGUUAUUUAGGAGGCUGAAACUCGAUUGUUAUAUUUGAAUAUUUGAGAGGGUUUUAUUUUAGUAGCCGGAUGUAAAAUAAGAGUUUGACGAGUUGAAGCAACUUGACAGACGUGUGAGGUGAAGCUGUGAUAACAGGAGCAUGAACGUGGCCUGUGAGAGAGAGAGUGGAGGUUUAUUCUGGGAUGUACAGUGCAGAGCUCCGUUCAGUACGUGCACCUCGCUUCUCACUGUGAUCAGCUUUCUCUAUGUCCUGAGGCUUUGUUGAGCUUUUGAUCUAACUUGCAUUUUCUUUUUAACUUCACAACAGUUGACAAGCUUAGAACUUUAAGCCCUUGAAUACUUUUAACUCUUUAAAACGAAUGUUUGUGAGUUACCACGGGGCCAUAUUGAAGUGGAAAAAAUACGAUUUUCCAGAAUAAAGUAGUAAUAUGAGAAAAAACAAGGAGAAUAUAGCUGUAAUUUAUUGAGAAAAAGUCAUAUUAAUAUAUUAGUAGUGUAUCAAUAAUUAUAACCAUGCUGGCCCUGGAUCUGCUCCUUCUGGAUCCAAAAUCUAGAUUAACAAUUAUUUAUGUAUUAUUCACGAAACCCCUUCAAAAACCUCGCAGAUGAAACCAACGAUGAUUGUCCAGUCGACCAUUACCAGCGAUGUUCUCCACUAAAGAGACAAUUUCCUCCAAGUCUCUUGUGAUUCUUUCUUCAGGAUAGAUUGAGUUUCUCACUCUAUCUUAUCAAACUCCUGAUACUUGUGAUAAAAUGGUGCAGACGAGUCAAAGUAUUUUGUUAUUUGACGUUUCAUUUAACAAGGUAUUCCACAGUCCUCAUUUUAACACAGGCGAGAGGCUGAUCUUCUUACAUUCCCCCUCUAACACGACACACAAUCUAACAUUCGAUUUUUUUCUCAUAUUAUUACUCUUUUCUAAAUCUCUUCAAAAGCCCCUAAUACUACGUUGUAAUGAAUGAAUAAGCAAUAUCAAAAUGUAUGAAGAGGGUUAGGUAUACGUUAUUAAUAGUUUAUCUGUCAACAACAGUUUACCUGCUUCAUCACGACCGUGUAGUUUGAUUUGAGUGACAGUUAAUGUUUUGAUGUACAUUUUCAAUCUGCAUAAAAAGGAAAGCCUUCAGUGGAAGAACUGUUUUCUCCACCGACCUGAGGAGGCAGAGGUGAUGACUCACAGCUGAUGGAGUGGGAUGCAAACAAACGUAGGGAUUAAAGUAGAAUGAACAAGCAAGGGACUCUGAGGAAGAUGUAAACCAACAAACAGUGGAUAAAAUCAUCUGUGUGGAGCAUUAGGAGACUUUAACGUUUUCCAGAUUUGUACCUGACACAAGCACAAAUUUUACUUUUCAAUCACAUUUUUCACAAAGUUUUGAUUUGUGUCAUGUUUGACCUCGGCUCUUCUAAAUGCUGCUGGAGAGGUUUAACAUUGUCACAACCACUGGAGACUAUUCUCAAGCUUAGAAAGGAAUGAACAGUGGUGGAUGCAAUCGUACAAGAAUUCACAUGUUCUUUUGGAACGAAGUUGAAAUUUGACCUAAAUUGGGAUGGAAACUUGGCAAGUGACCAAACAGCUGUCAUCACAUUUUGAUUGAAAUCGUUGCCGAGUCCUGAUUGGUGCCAGGAAGCAUGUGAAAUCUCCUCUAUCCCAGCCCCUGCCUACUUCAACCUGGUGGGAAAAAUGUUCUCAUGUCCUAGUAUUCAAAUGCAUCAGUGUUGGUUUUCAAAACGCUAAACGAGAACUACGUGAAUAUCAAACCUGGUGACUUGUUUGUUUUCUUUCCGUCUCUUUUUUAACAUGCAGUGUUCCCUGUAGGUUAACGUUUUCUAUUCAGUGCUGACGUGCUUCAGUCCUGUAAAUGUCCGCUCGUUGAUUUAGGCCAGCAAAGGGAAGAAAUGUGUCGCUACGGUAACACAAACACCCCUUUUUCCUCUUUUGUCCCUUCUUUUUUCUACACAACUGAAAUACUGUGUUUGUAUUCUCGGGCGUGAUUUUUGUUUCUUGAAUGACUGGAUGUGCUACACGAGGCAGCUGCAUUGCUUAUGAGAAUGACUAUUUUCUUUGUAUAAUUUGCAUAUGCAUGUGAAAAUAAUCGGUUCUGCCACGGUAGCAUUUGUGUUUUCUUUCUCAUGGACGGUAUCAUUUUAAGGACAAGCUUCUUUUUUGGACAUUGUAGUUUACACAAGGCGAAGAAACAUCAUCUAAAUCUGUAAAAACAAAACUUACAAUGAAGGGAAAUGUGAAUAGCAUGUUAAGUACCGUAACUUGUAAUCAACACCAUGGGCUUAUUUUUAUUUUAUUUUUCUAAGCUAGUGUUUUUUUUUAAUGGUCUUGGUUUACACAUCUGUAAUGAGAUCGUUCCAUUUCCUUUUCUUAUCCUCUUUGUUCUUCAAACUGUUUUCUGUUUUUAUAUACUGUACCACAGUGGUCGACCUAAAGCCUGGUGAACAGCUCCACUGUUGUAGAAGACUUUUAACCUUUGUUGUGAUGCAUCCACACUAACAUCCGGUGCCAAAACAGUCACCUGUCUCUCUGUAAACCACAGGGAUCUUUGGUUUUUAUGCAUAUCAAUAUGUUCUCCUGAACAGUGUUUCGUUUGUUUGUUUCCAGAAACUAGCCUACAAACUGUACAUUGAGAAAAAUACAUAAAAAAUGUAGAAUAAAAAUAGUUUUUCAUAA
Messenger RNA from Platichthys flesus (European flounder), 5769 nucleotides. RefSeq names its product 5'-nucleotidase, cytosolic IIb (gene nt5c2b). The record is from RefSeq and is a predicted model, not a curated record. The coding region runs from base 337 to 2166 and encodes 609 amino acids. The transcript is spliced from 19 exons. Lineage: Eukaryota; Metazoa; Chordata; Actinopteri; Pleuronectiformes; Pleuronectidae. Gene Ontology annotation, molecular function: 5'-nucleotidase activity.